AUGCCCCCCCUGUUGAUUUUCCCGCGACAAAAGAAGAGACAAGAAUUUGAAUUGGGCUUGCCACCUGGAGCUUGGAUUGCGGCAAAUGACUCUGGAUGGAUGACUAUGGAAGUGUUUUUCGAAUGGUUCAAGAAGUUUAUUAAAUUUUCUGGUGCAAAAAAAGAAACUCCCGUGCUCUUACUAUUUGAUGGACAUGCAUCUCAUACGAAAAACAUCGAUGUAAUAGAUCUGGCUCGAGAUAAUGGCGUUAUUUUAUUGUUUCCCACCGCACUGUUCGCACAGGCUCCAGCCUUUAGAUGUGGCAUUUAUGAGACCUUUAAGUCUAUACUACGAAGAUGGUUGCGAUCAAACCCAGCCGAGACAACUAAUAUUCCCAUUGCUGAGACAGAAAUUGCCCCUACUCAAGUAACUCAAGUCGAUGAUUUUCCAGAAAAUAAUUCCUUCAAUGAUCCCUCAACCCCACCUCCCAGAGAACUAAAGGAAACUAGCAACGAAACUCAAAAUGGCUCUUUACCCUGGAUGUCUGAUACUCCUAUUGCACCAAUAAAAAAAGUGAUCACCUCUAGUUAUCCAGCCGUUUCACCGGAAGCUUUUAUGCCAGUACCAAAACUAAUGACAACCGUUAAGCGAGUGCAGAGAAAGAGGCAAAACCACUAUUAUUACAGAGUCACCGUAUAA
This is a messenger RNA of Acanthoscelides obtectus, 678 nucleotides long. Lineage: Eukaryota; Metazoa; Arthropoda; Insecta; Coleoptera; Chrysomelidae. The record is from the annotation of a GenBank genome assembly.